Molecule: messenger RNA, 210 nt
Organism: Caenorhabditis briggsae
Lineage: Eukaryota; Metazoa; Nematoda; Chromadorea; Rhabditida; Rhabditidae
Exons: 1
Coding region: 1-210 (69 amino acids)
Source: RefSeq, a predicted model, not a curated record
AUGACAACGGGCGGUCAGUGUGUUCUUCACCCGAUCCAGAAAUUGCCUUUUGUCUCCUCCUCAUCUCUUGUUAAAAACGCUUUUCUCUCUUUUUGUGCUCAAACAUCAAAUUGUGCACCAAAUUGUUUGCCAAUGCUCACACUUUCUGAUCUCUUGUAUACUUUUUCUUUUCUUGUUCUUCAAUACUCAAAAAAAAGUGAAAAAAGUUAA